AUGCCUGAACUUAAACUUUAUUUGUAUUCACACUCGAUUUGUGAAAAACAUUAUAACCAAGUAAUUUUUACUAAUUAUUUUUAUAAUCACCUUUUAGAUAAUCCUGCUUUAAAAAAUAAGAGAGCCCAAUCUGACACAAGCUCUGAUGAUUCUGUUUAUGAAGAAAAUGAUGAAUUGUAUACAGAAACGAGGUGUAUAGAAACUUAUGAGUGUACAAUUGCAGAAUUGCAGCAACAACUACAAGAACAAGAAAAUAGAGAGCUCAUUAUUAUUACAGAAUUUCAACGGAACAUCAAAAACCAAGAUAGUAAAUUUGAUAAGAAUAAGAAACUAGUUGAGCAAUGGAAUUCUUGA
Molecule: messenger RNA, 354 nt
Organism: Dentiscutata erythropus
Lineage: Eukaryota; Fungi; Glomeromycota; Glomeromycetes; Diversisporales; Gigasporaceae
Source: the annotation of a GenBank genome assembly